Molecule: messenger RNA, 1304 nt
Organism: Trametes versicolor FP-101664 SS1
Lineage: Eukaryota; Fungi; Basidiomycota; Agaricomycetes; Polyporales; Polyporaceae
Product: sure-like protein
Exons: 6
Coding region: 269-1186 (305 amino acids)
Molecular function (GO): nucleotidase activity
Source: RefSeq, a predicted model, not a curated record
CGGACUCUCAAGACAUGAACGCUCACACUGUGAGCUGCGGAAUGACGCAGGACCGAAGCGAGCAAGCCACCACUUCGACGCACGUUUCCCCGAACAGAUGAGCCGACUUCCUGUCAUAUGGCAACCGCGACCGUGGUCUCCCAAUAUGGUGCAGUUUCGCGCCCUUGGCACAUGCGAUAGCUCUAUAUAAGGGGAGCAGCGGGACCGUAUCGUGUGCGUUACCGACCUUCCCAACUCCCAUCAUCAGCCCACUCCUCCUGCCGGCACGAUGCGCGCGUCGUUUCUGUCGCUUCCGCUCAUUUUCACGUACGCUGCGGCGACCAAGAUCAUCAUCUCCAACGAUGACGGCUGGGCGACCGCGCAGAUUCGCCAGCAGUUCGAUGCGCUGACUAGCGCAGGCCACAACGUCAUUCUGUCUUCUCCGGCGUUGAACCAGUCUGGCAAGAGCUCCCUGUCCAAGACACCCACGGCGUUGACGGAGCCCUGCGAGUUCGACACAUGCCCAACGGGUUCCCCAGCUAUGGGCUUCAACAGCAGUAACACCCGCUUGAACUACGUGAAUGGUUAUCCCGUGGACGCGGCCCGCUAUGGCAUUCAGACCCUUGCUCCGAAGUUCUUCAACGGCGGAGCGCCCGACUUUGUCGUCAGCGGGCCUAAUGUCGGCAGCAACCUUGGGCUCGUAGCUCUGCUCUCCGGCACUGUCGGCGCUGCAUGCGAAGCUGCGCGCACCGGCAUUCCCGCCGGCGCCUUCUCCGGUGUGAGCGGUUCUGAGGUGUCCUACACGACCCUCUCCUCCACCCCCGACGCGACCUCCUCCGUCGCCGCGCGCAUCUACUCGGACCUGACCACCACCUUCGUCAAGACCCUGGCCUCCGCUGCCGCUGCGAACUCCGGCCCCUACCUGCCCCCCGGUGUCAUCGUUAACGUCAACUACGCAUCCGUCGACAACUGCGCGAGCGCGGCGAGCUACCAGUGGGUGUUCUCGCGCCUCGUGUGGAACAUCUUCGAGACGGACGUCGAGACCUGCGGGUCGGAUCACUUGCCGACGGAGUCGACCGUCGUCGGGAAGGGCUGCUACGCGAGCGUGUCGGUCAUCGAUGCGCAGAGCAAGCUCGACGUCAACGCGACGCUGCAGGCGCAGGUCAGGGACAAGCUGCAGGGGUUGCCGCUGGUCUGCCUGCCGUAGUGCUGGGGUUGUAAUCAAGGAGGAGCGUAGGCUAUAAACACGCACCGUCUUUACACAAACGUUCUUUCCGAAUCUCUAGUUGGGAUUAAGAUAUAAAAAUCAGCAUUUAUCUGGCCGU